GCAGAUAGAAAUAUAUAAACCCUGAACCCUAAACUUUGUUCUCUCUCCUCUCCUUCUACAGAGCUGCUCUAUAGCAAACUCCACCAUCCAUCAAUGGCGGAGGUGAAAAUCUCAGAGAUGCGUGACCUAACCCGAAUAGAACGCAUAGGUGCACACUCCCACAUCCGAGGUCUCGGUCUCGACUCAUCACUCGAACCCCGCCUCAGUUCCGAAGGCAUGGUAGGCCAAACCUCCGCUCGUAAAGCCGCCGGCGUAAUAGUCAAAAUGGUUCAAGAAGGUAAAAUCGCGGGUCGGGCUGUCCUCCUCGCGGGUCAACCCGGUACGGGCAAAACAGCUAUUGCAAUGGGCAUGGCGAAAUCAUUAGGGCAAGAAACCCCUUUCGCUAUGCUAGCAGGAAGCGAACUUUACUCCCUCGAGAUGUCGAAAACGGAAGCACUUAUGCAGGCAUUUCGUAAAGCAAUUGGCGUGCGGAUAAAAGAAGAGGCUGAAGUUAUUGAAGGAGAAGUUGUGGAGGUGCAGAUUGAUAGGCCAGCUGUGGCUGGGGCGGCGUCAAAGACGGGGAAGUUGACUUUGAAGACUACGGAUAUGGAGACAGUUUAUGACUUGGGAGGGAAAAUGAUUGAGGCUUUAGGGAAGGAGAAAGUUCAGAGUGGGGAUGUUAUUGCUAUUGAUAAGGCUUCUGGGAAGAUUACUAAAUUAGGGAGGUCGUUUUCGAGGUCCAGGGAUUAUGAUGCUAUGGGACCCCAGACUAAGUUUGUACAAUGUCCUGAAGGAGAGCUCCAGAAGAGGAAGGAGAUUGUACAUUGCGUUACCCUCCACGAAAUUGACGUCAUAAAUAGCAGAACACAGGGAUUUUUAGCACUAUUUACGGGUGAUACUGGUGAGAUUCGUGCUGAAGUGAGAGAACAAAUAGAUACCAAGGUUGCAGAGUGGAGGGAGGAAGGGAAGGCGGAGAUUGUGCCUGGUGUCCUCUUCAUUGACGAAGUCCAUAUGCUUGACAUUGAGUGUUUCUCUUUCCUAAACCGAGCUCUGGAAAAUGACAUGGCACCUAUAUUGGUUGUUGCUACCAAUAGAGGCAUUACUACAAUUCGGGGAACAAACUACAAAUCCCCACAUGGGAUUCCAAUUGACUUUCUUGAUCGCCUGCUCAUCAUCUCUACACAGCCUUACAAGGAGGAAGAAAUUCGUAAAAUUCUGGACAUCAGAUGCCAAGAGGAGGAUGUAGAAAUGUCUGAAGAUGCAAAAAUUUUGUUGACCAAGAUCGGGGUGAAUACAUCUUUGAGAUAUGCCAUCCACCUUAUUACUUCUGCAGCUCUGGCUUGCCAGAAGCGGAAAGGGAAGAUUGUGGAAGUGGACGAUGUUACUCGAGUCUAUAAUCUGUUUUAUGAUGUCAAGAGAUCCACACAGUACUUGAUGGAGUACCAGAGCCAGUACAUGUUUAAUGAAGUGCCAACAGGAGAUGCAGAGGAAGAUGAUACUACUGCCAUGGUCUCCUGAAAGCUUCUUGACUCGGGAUUCUAGAGAUUGAGAUCAUUCCUAAAUUCAGAGUUAGCUCUGAUUUUUGUACAAAACUCAUCUAGUUUGCAGGUUUAACAAUUAUGUCUUACAUAUUUCUUUCAAGAACCUAGUUUGAUUUUCUCAUUGCUCCUCUGUGCUGUUUGAUUAUGAUAGUGCUACUUUGUUAUGAAAUACUUGCCUGUAUGGACCAUCGUGAUUGGUCAGAUCUGCAGAUGGCACCCCUACUAGCUUCUUUGAGUAUCAAUUGAAAGGGUUCUGUGAA
Molecule: messenger RNA, 1780 nt
Organism: Nicotiana tabacum (common tobacco)
Lineage: Eukaryota; Viridiplantae; Streptophyta; Magnoliopsida; Solanales; Solanaceae
Molecular function (GO): ATP binding; ATP-dependent activity, acting on DNA; ATP hydrolysis activity
Source: RefSeq, a predicted model, not a curated record